Capsella rubella is the source of this 2192-nucleotide messenger RNA. RefSeq names its product AAA-ATPase At2g46620. The record is from RefSeq and is a predicted model, not a curated record. The transcript has a single exon. Lineage: Eukaryota; Viridiplantae; Streptophyta; Magnoliopsida; Brassicales; Brassicaceae. Bases 500 to 1969 code for a protein of 489 amino acids. Gene Ontology annotation, molecular function: ATP hydrolysis activity; ATP binding.
UUGUUUCCUCCUAUUUAUUACUCUAAUUUGUUUUAUGCCAUGUGGGAGAAGGAGUACGUACCUAAAGAGAAAACCAAAUCUUCGAAAUCACCUGUCAAAUAGAGAGAGAGAAGUGUGAUUUGAACCUUUCAAACAAAUAAUCGCCGUCACCUUGAUUUUACAUAAAUCAACCCUUUUGAUUGCUCAGUUGCAUCGUCUCCGUCACGCCUAAUUUAUUUAUUUAUUAAAAAAAAUAUAUACGAUAACUAUUCCUCGUCGUCCUUUUCGGCUUUCUCCGAGUGUUUUCGUUCGUUCUUCUUAAUUAAUAUUCCUGAGGAACGAACUCUCUUGUUCUAUAUAUCUCCCGUCAAAUAAAAAAUCACUCUCUUCUCUUCUUUUUCUCACAAUUCUCCGGACAUGCCUUUGAUUUCUUCUAUAUUCUCUACUCUAACCACCUCUUCUUCUUUUUCAUCGUUUUGCUAACAGAUUCUGAGAAUAUUUUGUUUUUGGUUUUGUUUCCAUGGGGAUUCUCUGGGAUUCGAUUCUCUUGUUACUCGUGGCUGCGUUUGCUCUGUUCUUAAUUAGGAUCGCGUUAUUCAAAACUGGAUUCAUCUACAUGGUCAAGCUCUGGAGGAGGAACCUCAUCGACAUGUUUCACGUUUACCAAUUCUACAAAGUUCCAGAGUUCAACGACAACCUGCAAGAGAAUCACCUCUACCGCAAAGUGUACGCCUAUCUCAAUUCCUUAAGCUCCAUCGAGAAUUCCGAUUUCACGAACCUCUUCACCGGGAAAAAGUCUAACGAGAUCAUCCUCCGUUUAGAUCGGAACCAAGUCGUUGGCGACGAGUUUCUUGGCGCUAGAGUUUGCUGGAUCAAUGGACACGACGAAGACGGCGUUAGACACUUCGUUUUGAAGAUUCGUAAAGCUGACAAACGAAGGAUCCUCGGCUCCUAUCUCCAGCAUAUACACACAGUGUCCGAUGAGCUUGAACAGAGGAACACAGACCUCAAGCUCUUCAUGAACGUCGAUGUUCUCAGUAAUAACAAGAAGAAGAACGGACGGUGGAGAUCCAUCCCCUUCGAUCACCCUUGCACCUUUGACAACAUCGCCAUGGAAACGGAUCUUAAAAACAAGGUCAAAUCCGAUCUCGAAUCUUUCCUCAAAGGCAAACAGUACUAUAACCGUCUCGGCCGUGUUUGGAAACGGAGUUACCUCCUCUACGGACCUUCCGGCACCGGAAAAUCAAGCUUCGUCGCGGCCAUGGCGAAUUUCUUGGACUACGAUGUCUACGAUAUAGAUCUCACCAAAGUCGUGGAUGAUUCCGAUCUUAAGAUGCUUCUCUUACAAACGAGAGGCAAAUCCGUGAUCGUCAUCGAGGAUCUGGAUCGGUACCUCUCGGCGAAAUCAACGGCUGUGAGUUUAUCAGGGAUUUUGAAUUUUACUGAUAGUAUCCUCAGCUCUUGCACCGCCGAUGAACGGAUCAUGGUCUUUACCAUGACUGGGAAAGAACUAAUUGACCCGGCUAUGCUUCGACCGGGUCGGGUCGACGUUCACAUCCAUUUCCCUUUAUGUGAUUUCACGGCGUUUAAAACGCUCGCUAACAACUACUUGGGCGUUAAAGAGCAUAAGCUUUUCUCUCAAGUCGAAGGAAUAUUCCAAAACGGCGCGUCUUUGAGCCCCGCCGAGAUAGGUGAGCUCAUGAUCGCCAAUCGUAACUCGCCGACUCGGGCUUUGAAGUAUGUCAUCAACGCUUUGCAGACUGAUGGCGAUCGCAGAGGAACUGGACGGCGUUUGCUUCUUGAAAGCGGUUCCAGAAGAGCGACGACGGAGGAAGUCUCCGAAGAUAUGAGUGGAUCGCUUUGCGGCGGUGGAGGAGGAGGGAGUUCGCCGGCGGUGAAAGAGUUUAGGAAGCUGUAUGGGUUGUUGAGGAUUAAAAGUAGUAGAAAAUCUGGAUCGUUCGAUGUGGCACGAGAGAUCAGGGACGGCUAGUGAUUAAAACGUUUUUAAGAGUCAGCAGCCACGUGGGCUGGUUUUAUUGGUUGAGAGAGUCUGGACAAAAGCGCAGACUAGAGAAUGUUUACUCUGUUUUUUUCUUUGUGGUUGUCCUUUAGUUUAAUGUACAGAAGGUUUUAUAAGGUUUUGCUUUUUGUUUUUUUUUUCUUUUGCUAUGAAAGAAAUUGAAAAGCUAGCACAGAUUCUGGGUUUAUAACCA